This is a messenger RNA of Salpingoeca rosetta, 4213 nucleotides long. Its product is annotated as DNA-directed RNA polymerase II polypeptide. The transcript is spliced from 22 exons. Gene Ontology annotation, cellular component: RNA polymerase II, core complex. Lineage: Eukaryota; Choanoflagellata; Craspedida; Salpingoecidae. Gene Ontology annotation, molecular function: ribonucleoside binding; DNA-directed RNA polymerase activity; DNA binding. The record is from RefSeq and is a predicted model, not a curated record. Gene Ontology annotation, biological process: DNA-templated transcription. Bases 365 to 3946 code for a protein of 1193 amino acids.
GCUCAUUUCACCCCGCGAACGCCUUUGUGACGGCAGACAGCAGACAGCGAGCGGAGUGGAGUUUGUGUUGACUGAGCAGCAGCAGCGACAGACAGGAGACAGACAGACAAGCAGACAGGGGAGAGGCAGACGACUGUCGCUGCUACUGCUGCUGGUUGUAGUUUGUCUUCCUCAACCGCACAGUGGCGCUGUGUUUGCUGGUGGGACGGAAAAGCAAGCACACGUACUUUGCGUUGGACGCUGCGACAGCAUCAACAUCACUAGCACCAGCAACGACAACACCAGAUACCAGACAACACAACAGCACCAGGCUCUUCUUGCUUUGAUUGAUUGAUCCCCCCUCUCCUCCCACACGCACACAGCCAUGGAGUGGGCUGAAGAUCCUCAAUAUGUCGGAGACAUCUCGUCUCAGGAGUGGCCGCAGGGAUGCUGGGACGUGAUCAACGCAUACUUCAACGAGAAAGGUCUUGUGCGGCAGCAGCUUGACUCGUUCGACCACUUUAUCCAGUACGGCAUCCAGGACGCCGUGGAGAAGAGCCCUGCUUUGGAGAUUGAGGCAAAACCCCAGUACACAACCAACGAGUUUGAAGAGCCGCCGAGCUACAGCGUCAAGUUCUGCGAAGUGUCUCUCAGCAAGCCCACACAUUACGAGGAGGACGGCACGAGCCAUUUCCUGUACCCCAACGACGCGCGCUUGCGCAACUUGACGUACUGGUCGGAGAUGUUUGUCGAGGCCGAGGAGACCUAUCGCGAGACACAGGACAGCGAGCCAGAGACGACCACGACGUCUGUGCAUCUCGGCAAGAUCCCGAUUAUGCUGCGCUCCAAGUUCUGUCUUCUCAACGGCAAGCUAAACGACGACCUGUACAACCUCAACGAGUGCCCGCUCGACCCCGGUGGCUACUUCAUCAUCAACGGCUCAGAGAAGGUGCUGCUGGCACAGGAGAAGAUGGCGCCAAACACCGUCUUCGUCUUUGAGAAGAAGGAUCCAAAGUAUCUCUUUGUGACGGAAAUCAAGUCCGUGCUCGAGCGCAGCCCGCGCCCGCCAAGUUCGUUGCUUGUGAAACUGCUGCGGGGAUCACAGAGCGCUGCCCGGAGCGGCCCCGUGCUGCACGUGACACUGCCGUAUGUGCGGCAGGAUGUACCGGUGGUCGUUGUGUUCCGCGCGCUCGGAUUUGAGGACGACAGGUCCAUUUUGGAGCACAUCAUCUACGACUUCAAUGACAUGGAGAUGAUGGAGAUGCUCAAGCCGUCGCUGGACGAGGCGUUUGUCAUCCAGAACAGGGACGUUGCUCUGGACUGGAUUGGCAAGCGCGCUGUGCAGAGCCCGGCCAUCUCCAAGGAGCGCCGUAUCCACUACGCAAAGGACAUUCUGCAGAAGGAGCUCCUGCCCCACAUUGGCCUCGGCCCACACUGCGAGACGAAGAAGGCGUUUUUCCUCGGCUACAUGGUGCACCGCACGCUGCAGGCUGCCCUGCGCCGCCGCCAGCUCGAUGACAGAGACCACUAUGGCAACAAGCGUCUUGACAUGUCUGGCCCGCUCACGGGCUUUCUCUUCCGCACUCUUUUCCGCAACGUCACAAAGGAGCUGAGAAGCUACAUCCAGAAGAAACUCAACCGGAGCGAGGAGAUUAAGCUCAGUGCCGGCCUCAACUCAAAGCAGAUUGAGAGUGGGCUUCGGUACUCGUUUGCGACGGGUAACUGGGGCACGCAAGCCAAGGCCUUUGAGGCACGCGCUGGCGUGUCGCAGGUGCUGAACAGGCUCACGUUUGCCUCCACGCUCUCGCACCUCCGCCGCCUCAACUCGCCCAUUGAGCGCACGGGCAAGAUUGCCAAGCCACGGCAGCUGCACAACACCCACUGGGGAUACAUCUGCCCUGCAGAGACACCGGAGGGCCACGCUGUUGGGCUGGUGAAGAACCUUGCGCUGAUGGCGUCGGUGACGGUUGGCGGCGACGCAACACCUGUGCUUGAGCUGCUCAACUCCAUUGGCAUGGAGAGCCUUGAUGACCUCGCAUCAAGAUCCGUCAUCAGGGAUACGACGAAGAUCUUUGUGAACGGCGCGUGGGUUGGCAUCCACAUGGAGCCCGAGGAAGUGGUGCGGAACCUGCACCUCUGCCGCCGCACACAGGCCGACAUGAUUCAGAGCGAGGUCUCCAUCUUCAGGGACAUCCGCGAGCGCGAAAUCCACGUCUACUCAGACUCUGGGCGGUUGACGCGGCCGCUGCUGAUUGUGGAGAAACCCGAGUUGGAUGACACGUUUCACGAUGGCACACAGCAGCAGCAGACACUCGCCCUCAAGAAACAGCACCUUGAGAAGCUGCAGAGCGCUGCGAUGCAGAAUGCGUUUGAGGCGACAUACUCUUGGAGCGAUCUCGUGCGCGAGGGGCUGGUCGAGUACAUUGACGUCAACGAAGAAGACACCACCAUGAUUGCAAUGACGCCGGACGAUUUCGAGAUGAGCGAUGAGCAGGACCUGUACUGCACGACGUACACGCACUGCGAGAUCCACCCGAGCAUGAUUCUCGGCAUCUGCGCGUCCAUCAUCCCCUUCCCCGACCACAAUCAGAGUCCCCGUAACACGUACCAAUCUGCCAUGGGCAAGCAGGCCAUGGGCAUCUACACCACAAACUUCCACAUCCGCCUCGACACGCUCGCCCACGUCCUUUACUAUCCACAGCAGCCGCUCGUCAAGACCAGGUCAAUGGACUACAUGUACUUCAAAGAUUUGCCUGCAGGCAUCAAUGCCAUUGUUGCCAUCAUGUGCUACACGGGCUACAACCAAGAGGAUUCCGUCAUCAUGAACAAGUGCGCCGUCGACCGCGGCCUCUUCAGGUCUGUCUUCUACCGCUCGUACGCGUCAUCGGAGGAGAACACGGGCCGCGAAGUCAUCAAGUUUGAGAAGCCCUCCCGGGAGACGUGCGCAGGCAUGCGCAACUCAAACUACGGCAAGCUUGAGGACGACGGGCUGAUUGCGCCGGGGACGAGCGUGACUGGCGACGAUGCCAUCAUCGGCCGCACCAUGGAGCUCCCGCCCAACGCAGAGGCGCGCGACAGCCGCCUUGCCCGCUUUGAGAAGCUCGACAAGAGCGUGUUCCUGCGCGCGAGCGAGAACGGCAUCAUUGACCAGGUCAUGGUUGCCAUGGGACCAAAGGGGACCCGCUUUGUCAAGAUUCGUGUCCGCUCCAUCCGCGUGCCACAGAUUGGUGACAAAUUUGCCAGUCGCCACGGACAGAAGGGUACCUGCGGAAUGCAAUACAGCCAGGAGGACAUGCCGUUCACCUGCCAGGGCAUUACGCCUGACAUCAUUGUGAACCCGCACGCCAUUCCGAGCCGUAUGACCAUCGGGCACUUGAUUGAAUGUCUGCUGGGCAAGGUUGGCUGCCUGGAGGGUGCAUUUGGCGACGCAACGCCCUUCAUCGAAGUCACCGUCAACGAAGUCGCCAGCGCUCUCGAGGCACACAACUUUCACAAGUACGGCAACGAGGUGCUGUACAAUGGCUUUACGGGGCGCAAGAUGCAGGCGCAGGUGUUCUUUGGGCCCACGUACUACCAGCGCCUCAAGCACAUGGUCGAUGACAAGAUUCACGCCCGCGCCCGCGGUCCGCUGCAGAUUCUGACAAAGCAGCCCGUCGAGGGUCGGUCGCGUGAUGGUGGCCUUCGCUUUGGUGAAAUGGAGCGUGACUGCAUGAUUGCGCACGGGUCUGCCCAGUUCCUUCGGGAGCGCCUGUUUGAGGUGUCGGACCCGUACCGCAUCCACGUCUGCGACAUCUGCGGCCUCAUCUGCAUCGCCAACCUCAACAAGAAUGAGCUGGAGUGCAAGGCCUGCAGCAACACCACCAGGGUGUCACAAGUGCGCAUCCCAUACGCGUGCAAGCUGCUGUUCCAGGAGCUCAUGUCCAUGUGCAUUGCACCUCGCAUUAUGACAGACAACUCCCAUGCUUAGGCUUUCUCUCUUUGUGUGUAUCGGCGUUUGUACGUGUUCAUGUGCGCUCGCGUGUUCGUCCAUCUGUGUGUGUGUGUGUGUGUGUGCGUGUGCGUUGGCGUUUCUCAUCCUGCUCUCAACCAAAGAAAGAAUGCGUCAUGUGCGCCCGUGUGGGUGUAGUUCCUGUGACACUUGUGCUUGGUUGUGUGUUGUGUUUGUAACGACGGUUGCCCUUGCUCGUGCAUGUAUCGGUUAAUGAAACCUUGCCAAAACCAAAACCAAAGCCAC